Molecule: messenger RNA, 900 nt
Organism: Colletotrichum karsti
Lineage: Eukaryota; Fungi; Ascomycota; Sordariomycetes; Glomerellales; Glomerellaceae
Exons: 1
Coding region: 1-900 (299 amino acids)
Source: RefSeq, a predicted model, not a curated record
AUGGCAUCCGUCGCCCAGGUUAACCUCGCCCAUCCCCCGCGAUCCCGUCGCAGCCACCCAGACCUUGGUGUGCUCUGCCCCACCACCAUGACCACCACCACUACCACCACCAGAACGGACCCGAACCAAAACCUAAACCUGGACGCGUUCGAGUCGCAGAUGCAGGGCGUGGUACACACCCUCUCCGAUCUGAUCCGCGAACACAAGACAACCGUCCCGAACGUCAAAGAAAGCCGCGACGCGCUGGCGCAGGCCGAGGGACACCUCGCCGGCGCCGCGGAGCACGCGCGGAACAACAGGCCCACGUGGACGUCGUGCCUGUUCAGCAAGCAGGGCAAGAUCCGCGAGCGGGAGCUGAAGCUCCGGCGGUUCGUGGCGUCCGUCAGGGCCUCGUUCGAGAGUCUCGGGGGACGCUGCGGCCGGGCCGAGGAGAGGUUGGCCGGCGUCCGGGAGAGGGCGGUCGCGCUGAGCGCGCAGGUGGCGCGGGGCCCGUGGGCGGCCGUCUGCGAGAUCAAGGCGAGGCGGCUCGAGACGGAGAGGGGCGCUUCGGAGAACGAGCCGAGCAAGGCCGCGGUUCUGAGGGCGCAUAUCGCGGUGAAGUUGUCCUUGACGAAGCUUGCGGAGCUCGUCAAGGAAGUGGAGGAUGACGAGGCGAGUUUGGGGGUGGUUCGUGAGAAGUGCGCUUUUGUGGUGCGCAGGUUGGGCUUCGUCCUUGAGGAGGAGGACCUCGCGGGGUUGAUUUGGGGGUUGAAGUAUGCCGUCGAGGAUGUCCAGGCGCGGGAGGGCAAGUCGGAGAAGCAGUUGCAGGAGAAGACUGUCAUCUCUGAGAAGGGGCGGUCGAGGAGUACGUCGGAGGCGGAUACACUGUCAAGGGGAUCGUUCAUGAUGCUUCGGGGUUGA